Branchiostoma floridae (Florida lancelet) is the source of this 879-nucleotide messenger RNA. RefSeq names its product tyrosine-protein kinase receptor Tie-1-like. The record is from RefSeq and is a predicted model, not a curated record. NCBI's taxonomy places the organism in Eukaryota, Metazoa, Chordata, Leptocardii, Amphioxiformes, Branchiostomatidae. The transcript has a single exon. Gene Ontology annotation, molecular function: transmembrane receptor protein tyrosine kinase activity; ATP binding. Bases 1 to 879 code for a protein of 292 amino acids. Gene Ontology annotation, cellular component: signaling receptor complex. Gene Ontology annotation, biological process: cell surface receptor protein tyrosine kinase signaling pathway; protein phosphorylation; positive regulation of kinase activity.
AUGGGUAGGUUCGGUCACGUCAUUCGGGCCAGGCUCAAGACAUCUGCCGGGGACGUCACCGUUGCUGCCAAGGAGGUUCGCACACGAGACGGUCCGUGUUACCGCAGCCUCUUCAGGGAGGCGGCCAUCUUGGUAGCCGUGCACGAGGAUCGGCAUCACGACAACCUUCGCUCCAACAUCAUCCAGCUGUUGGCAUUGGUCAAUGAGUCGACUAAGAAGUAUAUCGUCAUGGAAUACGCUUCUAAAGGCUGCCUUUUACGUUUGCUGCAACAGACACGACGGCAAAACGGACCGCAGCCUCUCCCACAUAACCUCCGCUACGCCGUACACAUUGCCCGCGCUCUUCAGGAGCUCCAACGCCUGGCGCUCACUCACGGUGACGUGGCCGCUCGGAACGUCCUCAUCACUGCCGACAACGUGGCCAAGCUGGCCGACUUCGGACAGGCCGGUGACGUCUAUACCACUGUCCAACACGUGUCUAGUAAUAAACGUGGCAAAGAACCGGCUAACGGAGAUACAAACAACGCAGGAAAUGAAGUAUUGCCGUUGAACUGGAUGUCUCUGGAAUCUUUAGAGACAGGCGAGUACACCUGUCAGAGUGACGUCUGGUCCUUCGGCGUGCUGCUGUGGGAGAUCGCCACGCUGGGACGAGAACCGCGUUACGAUGGCAACAACCACCCGACCUGUCACCAGCUCGCCAGGACACUCCGGAGGGGAAUCCGGCUGAGGAAGCCUCCGGAUUGUUCCGGAGAAAUGUAUGACGUCAUGAUGUCGUGUUGGCGGGAAAGUCCAUUGGCAAGACCGGUUCCGGAUAUUCUAGAGACGAAACUCAUGCAAAUGUGCCACACGAUGAUCACGGAAAAGGAAACGGCAGUUUGA